GUUCGUGCUCGCAAUAGGUGUCCACAGCGAAGCCGCGUGAGUCGCGAGAUCUCGGGAGUCCCCGUAGCGUGUGCGAUCAAGAGUGAUCUUCGACCGUUUCGAGUGCUGAAGCUGCAUUAUCAUCACCGUCAUCUCAUACCAUACACACUUUGCUGUUUUUUUUUGGGUUUUCGUUGCGUGUGGGUUCGUGUUCAGCAUUGCGCGUUCUCGUGCGUGCGCCAGCAAGUGUUUGUUUGGUUCAUUGAUCGAAUAUUUGGCAGUGAACCGUAGGGCAAGUGGUAUGUACGCGAUCGGCGUGCUGUUGUGCAGAUUGUCCUUUUGUGUUCGUGUGCUCGAUAUUUAAGAAAUCGCAUCGUGUGUCUCCGAGUGUUUAAGCCGUGUCUUUAACGUUGAAUAAUUCUGUGAGCAAAAUAGUACGUGCACAUUCAAACAGUUGCUGUCCAAGGUGUCGUAUACAGAUCCAGUUGGGCAGUUUGUUUCGGCACACGAGUGACGACAAAAUGAAACAGUGCUCGCUGUCGGUGUGCUUCUGGUGAAUUCGACGCAAAUCGUGCAUUUGUGAAAAUCCCGCUCGAACUGUGGCAGGAAAAACCUUUCUAAAAUAUUAUUUCCUAUUAGUGUACUAAUAAAAAAACGAUUCCUCCAAAAUGAUGAUGAACGCUUUCAUGGACAGUGGCUCGUCGGCGGCCCAUCAUUCGCAUCUGGCCACGUUCGGCAUCAAGAUGUCACCGGACCACCUCGAACAGAGCAGUGAAAUCGAAUCCACGGCAAGUUCGGCCGCCAGUGCAAGUCUGGCGGCCGCUGCUGCAGCUGCCGCCGCUAGUAUGCUUCCACCAGGUGCUGCCGGAUCCGGAGCAACCGGUACGGGCGUCGGUACUUCCGGUUCCUCCAAUGCGAACGCCUCGGAUGCAAUGUUUUAUCAUCAUCAUCCCCAUCAUCCCCAUCAUCACCACCAGAGCAGCCCCUCGAAUGGGGCUGGCGGAGGGAGCAGUGGCAGUGGUGCCGCCUACAACUCACACCAUCUUUCGCCACCCUCCCACAUGUCCAGUCAUGCGAUGGCACCGUACCAUUCGCGCGAUUUCCUUUCGCUCAAGCGUGACAACGAUUACUUCAGCACGGCGGCAGUGGCUUCGAGUGCAGCGGCAGCCUCAAGUGCGGCGGAUCCUUCCUCGCUGUUUGCUGCCGCCCAUGAGAACCCGCUAAACCAUCAUUCGGCGGCGGCAGCCGCUGCCAUCGGGCACCACCCGUUUCAUGCCGGUGCACAUUCGAUGCGAGCGAUGGCGGCCGCAGGACUAGCGACCGCGAGUGAUUAUACCCAUCCGUACGCACAUCAUGCGCACCAUGCGCAUCACCAGAGCAACUACGCCUCGGCCAUGCACCACCAUCACCAGCAUCACCCGCUCGCGAACCUGCCCGUCAAUCCCGGCACGUCCGGUGCGUUUUUCCGCUAUAUGCGCCAUCCGCCGGCCAUUAAGCAGGAGAUGCAGUGCCUAUGGGUAGAACCGGAACUGCCACCACACCAUCAUCAUCAUCACCAUCUCGGGCUCGGGCUGACGGCACUGGCCGCUAGUAUCGGUGGUGCCGGUUCGGACGGCGGUAGCCGCAAAACGUGCAACAAGAUUUUCAGUUCGAUGCAGGAGAUCGUGACACACCUGACGGUGGACCACGUCGGUGGACCGGAAUGUACGACACACGCCUGCUUCUGGCUCGGUUGCACGCGCAACGGAAGGCCGUUUAAGGCGAAGUACAAGCUGGUCAAUCACAUUCGUGUGCACACGGGCGAAAAGCCCUUCCCGUGUCCAUUUCCGGCCUGCGGGAAAGUGUUUGCCCGUUCGGAGAACCUGAAAAUCCACAAACGAACUCACACCGGUGAAAAGCCGUUCAAGUGCGAGCACGAGGGAUGCGAUAGGCGAUUCGCUAAUUCAUCCGAUCGAAAGAAACAUUCACACGUCCAUACAUCUGAUAAGCCGUAUAACUGUCGUGUUAAUGGUUGUGAUAAAUCGUACACUCAUCCAUCAUCGCUGAGGAAACACAUGAAGGUCCACGGAAGUUUGGGUGAGAAAUCUCCAUCGCACAACUACGACAGUGACGGUGAAGAGUCCAGCUCGGAGAGUGUCAUUUCGGGCGGAACUCAAACACCACCAUCGAUUGGCCGAUUACACGACACGCACGGUCACAGUUCGCACGGUUCGAGCAAGCUCAGUGCGGCCGCUGAUUCACUGCAUGGAAACAACAACAACAACAACAGCAGCAGCAACAACAACAACAAUAAUACUAGCGGAACUGGCAGCAAUGCCGGCAACAAUGGCACCUCCAAAUCAAGCCUUCUCUCGCCGCCGCUCAGUGGCAGUGGAAGUGGAGGUGGUGGCGGUGCCAGCGGAAACAGUGGAACGUCAUCUUCGACAUCGUCAUCGCAUCUUAGCCAAAAUCAACACCACAGUCUGCAUUCGGCCGCGUCGCACCAUUCGCACCAACAUCAUCUGGCGUCGUUGCAGAACCAUGCGACAAGUCUUGCGCCUCCACCACCACAGCUACCCCUGACGCCGGCCUCCUCCGUGUCUCCGCAGGCGACCACACCGUCCUCGAUGCUGGUGGGGCACCAUCACAACCACCACUUGCUGUACCAUCAUCCGCAGCACCAUCCGAACGAGUGGUACUCCCCAACGCCCCCUGCUGGACCGGACACGAUGAAUCAUCUGAACCAUUUCAGCCACCACCACCAUCACCAUCUGGUCCAUCACGGACCGACGACGGCCUAUUGAGACUAGCUGCUGCUGGAGGAGCUGUGCUUUAAUUACUAAGCAUCCGGGUGCGAUCGAUCUCGUUACCUCCCGUUAGGGGAGGCAUGCCUGUCACAACGGGAACAGCAAUCGCUGAGUAGCAGUAGCGCAAAAUGUCAAACGUCUCAUCAGCUCCUCAUUUUGCCCGAUAGAGAGCGGCUCUCUGUCGGCAUUGAACGCUUCACCAAGCACACAAUAUACCAAAAAACAAAAUGAAGAAUGAAGGUAACAAAUGCAUGAACAUACAUAUUUACCUUUCCCUAAUCAAACCCCAGCCUCACGGGUGGGCCGCCUAACAGAAGAAGGAAGUGUACGAACAUACCAACUCAAACUGAUACCAUUUUGUGCCUGUGUCAAUAAUGCCCGCUGAAAAUGGCUAACACCGCUGGCAUUGUCAGUGGGCCGGAAUGUUCAACGGAAUCAGUUUGGUUAGCAGCUUGCUUUGCUCCUGGUUUUCCUCUCGAGCGCUUUUGCCUGACGAAACCACAACAAAUGCAGUUUCUCUCGUAGCUUAGUUUGCGUAAAUCUAUUCGGCGCCUGUCGCAAAGUGCGAACGGAACUGAGUAAUGCAACAUUGUGUUAAAGUAAGUGAUGGGCAGUGAGUAGAGUUGCUGCCGUGUUCCAAAUCGGUUGGAUCACUGCCUCCACGGUCAUUGCUGUUCGGUGCAUAAGCGAUACACGUUAUAUGUGUGAUAUAUGUAUAUUCAUGUUCGGUUAGAACUGUAAAUAGAGGGACAUUGUGUGUAAGAAAUGCAGGCGGGGAAAAAUAGCUGGCGACGGCGAUGAUUGUUUUGGUAGAUCCAAACACAAACCAGAACACUGCCUUCAAGAUGGCGAUGGAGGUGAAUUACCGAUGCACUUCAACUAUUUGCCACCUGUUUCGGGGUGUUUUUCGCGCACGGUAACCGGCGGCACGGGAUUAUCGAUGUUUUAAACAAAGAUGCAAAGAUUUAGUAUAAGUGAAGGGAGCGAAAAGGGUAAGACAAAAACCAUCGCUCGCUCUGACCAUGUGUGUAGCGCAAAACGGCCGUUGUACUUACGCAGUGUGUACAGUUCAGCUUAAGGGCAUGUAGUGCUUAAGGUUAUUUAAAAGAUGCAUAGUGAAAAUGUAUUACAACAAGCAUAUAGUAAAUAUAACGAACAAUAGGACAGGAACGAACGUGAACGAGACAAUGUUUACAGUAAGGACCAAAAAAUGUGGAAAAGUUUUUGUUGUGAUGUACAUGUUUGCUGAGUGCUGAUAAAGAUGAACAAAGAAAGCGAACGGGACAUAUUCUGUUAACGUUUUGUCAGCGGAGAAGUUGUGCUCGUUGCAGUUAAAUGGUUCUAUGAACGUUGAAACGAUGAAACAAACGGAACAUUUCCAACCACCAAGGCAAGCGUUAUGAUGAGGCCAAACCGUGGUUGGGACUGUGUUGGGUAGACGAGAAGAGUCCAAACAGGUACGAUAUGGAUGAAGGGUUAGAGUAUAUUCAAAAGAUUAAAGCAAAACUAUUAUUAUAAAAAAUGGCAAAAUAGCGGAUGGUUGAGGAGCGAAAGUGAAGAAAAAUUUAUCGAAAAUAAAAUAUGUGAAAAUUAUAGUUCAAGAA
This is a messenger RNA of Anopheles funestus (African malaria mosquito), 4369 nucleotides long. RefSeq names its product pair-rule protein odd-paired (gene opa). Gene Ontology annotation, molecular function: DNA-binding transcription factor activity, RNA polymerase II-specific; RNA polymerase II cis-regulatory region sequence-specific DNA binding. Gene Ontology annotation, cellular component: nucleus. The record is from RefSeq and is a predicted model, not a curated record. Gene Ontology annotation, biological process: regulation of transcription by RNA polymerase II; central nervous system development. Lineage: Eukaryota; Metazoa; Arthropoda; Insecta; Diptera; Culicidae. The coding region runs from base 648 to 2762 and encodes 704 amino acids. The transcript has 3 exons.